This is a messenger RNA of Lepisosteus oculatus (spotted gar), 1485 nucleotides long. RefSeq names its product annexin A2. Lineage: Eukaryota; Metazoa; Chordata; Actinopteri; Semionotiformes; Lepisosteidae. Gene Ontology annotation, molecular function: virion binding; calcium-dependent phospholipid binding; calcium channel activity. Gene Ontology annotation, cellular component: vesicle; plasma membrane; cytoplasm. The record is from RefSeq and is a predicted model, not a curated record.
UGAAUGAGCUUUCAGCCUCUGGUAUUUAAACGCCACACCCAGUACAGCUUUCAUAGCUGGAGCUAUUCUUUGAGCAGCACAGGCAGACACACGGAGUAGCACAAACAUGGCUUUGGUGUCCGAGUUCCUGGGACAACUCACUCUCAAUUUUGGUGGGUCUUCGGAACCCACAAGCCCUACUGUGGUGCCAGUCGCUGACUUUGAUGCUGACAAGGAUGCUGCCAGAAUAGAAACCGCUAUCAAAACAAAAGGCGUGGAUGAGCAGACCAUUAUUGACAUUUUGACCAAGCGCAGCUACUUGCAAAGGAGGGACAUUGCCUUCGCUUACGAGAGGCGAGCCAAGAAGGAUAUGAUCACUGCUCUGAAAGGUGCCCUGUCUGGGUCCCUGGAGACAGUGAUACUGGGGCUGAUGAAGAGCACAUCACAGUACGACGCCUCCGAAUUGAAAGCCUCCAUGAAGGGUUUAGGAACCGAUGAGGAAAGCCUGAUUGAGAUAGUCUGCUCUCGCAGCAGUGAGGAGCUAGCAGAGAUCAAGAAGGUCUACAAGGAAUUCUACAAGAAAGACCUGGAGAAGGACGUGGCUGGAGACACCUCUGGGAAUUUUGGAAAACUGCUCUUGGCCCUGGUGAAGACAAUAAGAGAACCGCCCAGCAGUGUUGUGGACUAUGAGAAAAUUGAUCAGGAUGCCAGAGCCCUCUAUGAGGCUGGAGUUAAAAGGAAGGGAACAGACGUUGCCACAUGGAUAUCCAUUAUGUCUGAAAGGAGCGUUCCCCACCUUCAGAAAGUCUUUGAAAGGUACAAGAGCUACAGCCCUUACGACAUGCAAGAAAGCAUCCGGAAGGAAGUGAAGGGAGACCUGGAAAAAUCAUUCCUCACACUGGUUCAGUGCUUUGAAAACAAACAGUUAUAUUUUGCUAACAGACUCCAAGAUGCCAUGAAGAGCAAGGGAGCCAAGGAGAAGGUGCUGACCAGGAUCAUGCUGUCCCGCUGCGAGGUUGACUUGAUGAAGAUCAGAGCGGAAUUCAAGAAGCAGUACAGCAAAUCCCUCUAUCAGACCAUUGCUGAGCACACCAAGGGAGAUUACCAGAGGGCCCUGUUGAGCCUGUGUGGAGGGGACGAUUAAUCCAAACCCCAGGCUGCGCACCUCAAAUUAGGCCAAUAUCAAGACUUGCCUUUAUUGUACUCUAUCUCAACAAGUGCAAGACAAAUAACGCCAAGAAGUGUAUUUCUCGCAACUUGCUGCAGAGCAUAUUCCAAUGUCUUCAUUUAUAAUCCGACAUGCCUCUGUAUUAGGGUUAUUACUUGUGUUUUUAUUUUUAAAAAACAGCAAAUCAUGUUUCGAUGGAAAAAAUAAAGAAACAUGCCAAAGAAAAAAAUGUGUAAAAAGUCUUACCUUCAUAAUUUGUUGUGUUGGUAAUAAAACAUCGUGACAUUUUAUCUGUGGGCUGUUUUUCCAUUAUUAAAGAAGCAGACUUUUGUCAGAUA